CUUCGCUUAGCUUACUUGUUUGGCACAACAUGUUAAAGAAGGUAAAGGUGAGACACACAAUCAAAGACUUAAAAGUCCAGCAGAUGUCAGUAAAAUAGCUCACUGAAUAAACUUAGAGGCUUGAUCUACUAUUGGACCAGGAGCUCACACGACGGAAAUGAAACGAUGAGAUAAGGUAAAAAAACUUCACAAGAGAAACCAAAUGACUCACAUUGACAAGCUCAGGGCAGCUUGAAAAGGUGGAAAAUAAAGCAGCCUCCGGAUCAUUAACUGAGUUAUUUACACACUGUAAAAAGUAGGUCAAGCCAAGUAAUGUACUCACACAUGCAGUUUUCAUUUCCUCGACAAACCUCCAAGCUUUGCCCACUAGAGGUCACAAGUUUAACAUUACUCGCCUCCAGAAUAUUGAUCAUGAGGUGGGUGCUCUAUUUUUAAGGGUACGGCUCACAUGGGGGACACGUCUUGUGCGUCAUAUAACCGAAGAAAUGAAACCUAAUUUUUACACUUUGAUUUCACUGCUGAGGUGGCUGAAGAAGGGACAACAAACUCUGAUCAAUCUUGAGUUUCAGAGGUGACUUUAUUAACCGGGAAAGAGUGGAACUUGGUGUGUUUAAACAUCUCCAGUCAGGAUUUCCCUGCUUCAAAAUCAGGAGAUCUUCCUCUGAUUUGGGAGGAGAGGAAUCCUGACUGGAGGUGUUUAUUGUUUAUCGUUAUUAAAAAUCUUUGUUUUAUCCCUUCAAUCCCUUCCACACAUAGCCACUUGUGUUAUCUGGUGCGAGGGUUUUUUUGUGCGUCUCUGUUAAAGUGUAAAUAUUUAUGACUUACACCAAAACUUUUCUGAACUGGCCUUGUUAUGAAGAUCAGGAAAAGAUAAAAGUUUUAUUAUCUAAAUAUUAAACCAGUCAAGGGCUUUUUUUUUUCUGCCAAAUAUUUCAAAAACUAUUCCUAUCACCUGUAUCUGAUCUAAACUUAAAGACCUCUUACCUAAUGUUGACCUGCUUGUAUACCAAACUAAUAUAAGUAUGUAUAUCUUUUAAAUUUUAAUAAACAUGUCAGCAUUGCAUUGUGCACAUCUUAAAGGUAAGUUAGCACUUAUCUCAGUGCUUUGCUGUGUCUAAUAAGAGUGACCGGUUUCACAGUUGUAUGUUUCCAAAGUUCAACCCUAACCCCAGACUUUAAAUACAACAUGACUUUGUUUUACUCUCUUUUUUGCGCAUAUUUUUUAAACUAGACCCGAGGUCUUAAUUAAAGGGAUUAAGAAAAAGGUGUUAAGUAGAUUUUGUUCAUUGUGGGUAAAUCCUGGUAGGCUGUUUCCACCUACUUUCAGUCCUGAGCCGGGUUAAGGAGAGUAUAUGUCUACUGUAUGUUCCCAAGCUUAACGCCCUUUUUAAAUGACACAUUUUAAUGUUUUUUCACCUUUGGUUUAUUACAAUGUAUGGUGUGAGAACAAGAGGGUUUUCCUGGAUUUAAACAUUAGAAACAUUAGAAACAUCCAUGCAUCUUUGCUCAAUUGUUGUGCAUGGAGAGCCCUAAUGUGCAUAUUUGACAUUGUACAUUUACAACCUUUAGCAAGGAAAGUGUUAAACUUGUGGAGUUAACUUGUCAAACCUUCACAAAUGCAUGUAAAAAAACUACUUUUCUAGUGAGUAUCAGGUCUUGGAGGCGGUCCUGUAGAUAAUUAAGCUUCAUUCUCCAUCCGUGGUCUCCAAAGACCUCCUCAGUGACCAGUCCUGUGAGAAGCCAAGGUUAGCCAGGGGCUGCCAACCACCACCCACUGUCUUUCAGAUGUUAAUUAACAUUCAUUUACUCAAGACUUUAAAUUUGAAUGGCUAGAAAAGCACUUGGCAACAAGUCCUUUUUGGCUUUCAGUUCUGGGCAUCUCCUCACACCCAAACAGAGAAAGUGUGUCAGAGAAAUUGGGUUAAUCAUUGCCAUCAUCACCUGAGAGAAACAAGAGGAACAGUUUAAACACAAUGAGCAGAAUAUCAAAUGUAUGGACUCUUCGGUGUUUUCUUUUUCAUGUUCUGCACCACCAAGAGAAACAGGAGCUCCAGGAUUAUUGUCCUUUAACGCAGAAGUUAUGUAAGAGUCACUGCGACCCUUUCCUCAUCCAUCAGUGCCACAGCGGCCAAUUAUCCACGACUGGUUUGCUCCUUUUCAUCGAUAGAUUUUCUGCUGUGUUGGCAAAUGUAAUGGGGUAGUUGAUUCCCUCCCUAAUGGGACGCCAUGGACUGUGAUGUCCUCUAAUUAAUGCGCACACUAUUUGUUGGGUGUGUGUACAGUAAAAUUGAGUUGAUUAAUUUUCUGUCACACUGUUUUUAAUGAGCUCAGUCCACCGACCUUAUUACUGAUUCCUGCUCCUGCACAUUAACUGUAUUACAUAAACUUUCCCCUUGCUGCUUGAGUCAUCUUCACCUCAGUUGCAAUGAUUUUAUUUUGACUUUGUCGCAAAUCAGACUACAUGUAGAAUUUCAAUGUGAAAAUGUGGUGUUAGCGCAAGAGUCUGCAUCUUUAAACCCUGUUUAUCUACACAAACAUUAACACCGUUGCAGUUGAAGUGUGUUAUUCUUGUAUAUUUCUCAUUUGGAUCGACUCAAGUAACAUAACUGAAACACAGACACUCAUUUUAUUCUCAUUAUAAGAGGUGUCUGUGCAAGAAUAUCCAGUUAAGUAUGUGAAUAAACAUUUAUGUCGUCGCUGUAGAGCAUCACAGUCUGCAGAGUUAAAGCAUGAACCUAAAACUAUCUUAAUUUGCAGAUGUAAUGGAAAAUUCCUGCCACCUUCUCCCCCCUCGCUGUGAGAAAAUGGUCUUAUCGCAGAUCCAACUGCGUUAGUUGCUCUACCAUUUCAGCUCAUGAUCGUGUCCGAGUGCCAAGCUCCUUUGAAUGCUUGGGUGUCUUCCAAAAAAUUUGGGAACUUGAGCUGCAGCAUGAAAGUCUUCAUUGUUCCUCAGAUUCUUAUUGUUUGUGAGCUCUGCAUGAGAUGAUUUGAAGCUCAACAGUAUGUCUGAGAAUCUCUCCAUGACAUGACAAAAGAGCUUUUUCAUGUGCCAGAAGUGAGGAAGAUCUAAUUUGGACUGUUUGGACACUUUUUCCGGACUCAUCCAGAUAAACUCCUCUUACGCAAUCAUGUGAGAAUCAGCUGACUGGGAGGAUUUCGGCCUCUGCACUGAGUGUUACAACUAACCCUCAUGGGUUAAAGGUGAAAGUAAAUGUGCAAAGUGCCUAAUCUGUCCCGAGAAUGUGACCCCUGCCUCGAACCGCACAGGAGUCCGACUAUAAGGCCAAAGCCUCGAGUCCACUUUGAACAAAAGAACACCUGCUCAAAGUCUUUGCAUGUUCUGUAAAUGUUCAGUUCACAAAAAUUAAGAUUAAGGUCGAGCAGGUGGGCAUUAAGCUCCUGAAUCUGAGAUUCCUCGCCUGAUUAAAUAUUUUCAGCUGAGAUGGAAGGAAAACAUGCCCACAAACUAAGUCUAUCCAAGCUGGUCAGCUCAAACUGUGCCGUCGUUUCAUCAGAAUAUACAACCUAAGACGUCUUAAAACAAGUUGGACAUUCUGGGAGAUCACCUUAUAUCUCAUUUUUACAUAAACUAAGACAAAAUACCACACAACUUUUACAUUUAACAUACAUGUUAAGUUGGGGCUAGCAGCAGUUAGCUAAACUUACUCACUAAAAUCGUCUGACAGCUAGUUUGCUUACAGAACAGGAUGUUUCCAAAUACCCUAAAAAAAGGAAAAAUUCACUUUAUAUCUAAUAAAAGGCACCGUCAGAUACAUUCACAAUCAUUCGCAAAUUUUAUUUGAGACAUGCAGCAUACAUUUCUGCUCAAUAUGAUUCUGACAUCACAUGUGAUUCCCGUUCAUUUCUGUGAUUUAAAUGCUGAACCUCAGGAGAUUACGCCGUUAUUGUACAUUGAUAAAGUGUUUUGCUCAUACAGUAGGAGGUGCUCAUCUUCAUGUGACUGACUGCAGUAAAUCUGUUCAGAUUAUCCACCUUUGAGCUUCACUGGUGUCGGGAAAACAGCGCGGCUUUCCGUCUCUUCUUCCUGAUGAACUGCGCUUUUGCUUUCUCGAUAGAUAACUGAAGCGGACUCAUGAUGGGAGUUGCUAAGGUGGACUUGAAGUGGUUCUCGGACAUCUGCAGGUGUAGCUCUAUAGCAGCGGUGACUUUGGAUGUCGUGGUUGUAAAUGUCGUUGGUGUUUGUUCAGUUUGUUUGGGCGAAGACAUGCCAUCACUUGGAGAAAGGGGCAAGGCUUUUUUACUUGACUUUCUGUGUCUGAAUGUCUGUUUGUGUGUUUUUGCGAUGAUAGAAGGGGCCGCUGUGAAAGGAAAAAGCCUCCAUUCAUUGUGAGUUUCUGUCACUUCUAUGGGCUUGAUAACUGUAGUAGAAGUUUCAGGGAUGUCCAGAGCGUUGCUCGUCCUUAGAGCGAGACGAAUUGGAAGCAGAAUGUCCGAGCUGUUGUGAAAAAGUGGAUAGUCACUCUGCAGAGGCAAAACUGUUUUCCUCCUCCUGCUCCUCAGCCCUCUUCCUUUUGAUUUCUGCCUUUUUAAAACACUAUAGGAGGAGUUCAGGGCAGGGACUUGGAAGCUUGUCUGCACCGCAUGAAAGUGCAGCCUGUGUGAGAUCUGUCGCUCUGUUGUGGGCAGUAAGGGCGCAGUGGGAGCUGUGGGAGUGAGAGGGAUCACUUUCAGAUUGUCCGUAGAGGAAUUUUCAUGAGCGAUGGUCACAAUGGGAGAAGCUGGGCUGACUUUUCUCCUUUUUUUCCUCCUUUCUUUGUCUCCUCUCUCCUUUGACCUGUUUCUUUUGACUUUAGGGAUUACAAUAGCCGUCCUGGCAGUGCUGGAGAUGGGUCGCUUCUCAGAGUCACUCUCGGUGCUUUGUUCGGGUCUUGCUGUUGGGGAUGUGGCAAUGAUGGAAGAGACAGGAGUAGAUCUUGAGUUGUCUGUUGUGUUCUCAGGGAAGUGAAAUUUCUUGCCCUUUUUCCGCCUCUCUUUUCUCAACUUUCUGACUUUUGCUCUCUGUGGAGCGACUGUUGUCCUGCCUGUAGGGGAGGGGACUUGUACUGUGGACUCAGGCUCUGACUCUGCUGGUUUCUCCUCCUCUGUUGCAGUUGUUGUUAUGGAAACAGGCUCUCCCAUUGCUGGUUCAUCUUUCAUGACUUCAUUGGAGGGCUCUUCUCUUUCUCCAGGCUCAUAUUCCCCGUCUUCGACACCAUUUGUGUUUGUACUCGAUGGGGCGUGUUUGUGCGACUCACUGAUGAAGUUGCUCAGAGAAAUACCGUCGCCUGCUUUGUUCCUGGAGGUGGAAACUGCAGCUCCUUCCUCCAGUUUAACACCUGCCUCUGCUUUUUGCUUCCUCUUCCUCCCCUUACCUUUUCCUUUCUGCUUUUUAGUCUUCUUCUUCUUCCCCGUGUUCUUCCUCUUCUUCUUCUCUGAGCUUUGCGUCUCUGUUUUAUCAGAGUCAGCAGUGGAGCUUUGAGAGGUAGAGACGGUAGCAAGGACUUUGAUGAAGUCCUCGGCGGCUGUGACAACGUUUCUGAGUGACGGCUCCUCAGGGCCUGACAGGGUAGACUGUGUCGUACUGUCUGGUUUCUUCUCCUCUGGGCCGCUCUCGGACUCUUUCUUGAUGGGAGGAGCCAACGUCAACACGUCAAUGACGUCAAUGCCACCAAAGUCAUAGGGAACCGCCUCCCUUAGCACAGCAACUGGAAGCUUCUCGUAUCGUCUACACCUAAACGAGAGGGAGGCAGUUACAGAAAGUCGUACAGCUCAAUGUGCUGCAAAUCUACUUAAAAGUUCAGCACAGGGGUCCACUGAUACUCACAUGCCAUACCAGUGCCGCUCAGCACACUGCUCUUCAUAGGCAAAGUCAAAGCACGGCACGCCGAUGACGUUAAAGAAUGCCUGACCAACUACCCUGGAGGACGUGUCGUUGACCCUCCUCAGACAAUCUCUCAACCUGCAAAGGAGACAAGAGAUAAUAUAAAAAAUCAUCGAAAAUGCAGAUGGUCUUUCAGGAGGUGGAAGUUUGACCUGUAAAAAGAGUCUCUACAAAAACAGAUUCAAGAUAUUUACCAUGUUUGAAUGCUGCUGUGGUCGAGGACCUGUGCACCUCAGCACUAUAUACAUACUGGACUGCUAGCACUACUGCAUUUACUGCACUUUUAUACUGGUUUUAUUCUACUUGGCUGGUCUGCAGAGGUGCAUUUGUUGUUGUUUGUUGUCGUUGUCUUUGUUAGUGUACUGUGUAUGAGUCUGUGAGUGACAUGACCCCUAAAUUUCUUGACUGGGAUUAAUAAAGUACUUAUCUAUCUAUCUAUCUAUCUAGAAGUUCCCUGCUGUUAGUGAGCGAUGUAGCUGUUUGGCUGUAUCUGGUCAAGAUUCAGAUACAUGACUAUCAAGUAAUGUAAGGAUCUGUUAGGGGUCUACAAGGAUGUCCUUGUGGUCUGGUUAUAUGUUAUUUUUUACAGCUAUAUUGACUCAUCACUCAGUUUUGCAGUUACUGUAGUUUAGUAUUUUGCCUCCAUCGACCUUUUUGACUGGCCUAUAUCCCGAUAUUUCCUAGAAGAGAGAGCCUUUCACUCUCAAGUACAACAUCUGAUCGCAACACAGAUAUCAGGAAAAAGAGGAUCUUGUGAGAAGAUUUAACUGAAGCUUGCUGUCACAGACUAAAUCUGAAGUAUUUAUUAUGUCAAGUAAUGCUGAUGCCUAACACCUUGCAUGAGAUGUGAUACUUUUAUGAGCCUCUGAAAAAAAAAGUAGCAUACUCAACAUCUUUGGAUUGAGCUUCAAGUCUUAUGUUGAGGGCAGGGUCCUGAAAUGUGAUCUUUCACUUCAUCCAGAAAGUAUUUUGUCUUUCAUUUUCUUCAAAAACAGUUCAAUGGGCCAAUGCUUGACAUUACAAAUCUAUGAAAUUGGAUAACUUUUCUCUGUUCAGCAUGCUGUAAUGUUUGUUUCUAACUUUUAAGGGUUAAAUGUGGUUGAACAUUAGCUGGAAAUCUUGUGUUUUACGCACAUGGGUGAUAAUGUGAGGAUGCAUCAUGUUUUUUUAACUCACGCAGUGUCACAGUCACAGUGGCAGAUAGAGUGCCACUUGAAGUUCGUGUGGCCGUAUUUUGAGGAGAAAGCGUGGAUGACAUGCGGGCAGUGGUCAUGGACACGGCAGCAGCUGUCCGUCUCUGCAAACUCUCCUGCAACACGGAGGUCAGACACCGCUUGGUAUUGGGCACACACUCACCAAAAACACAUAAGGUUAACUUAAUCUGCAGGAAUAUAAUGAAAUUACUUAACCUACCCAACUGCUCAUAAUGGUCAGCCAUGUUUCCAGCUCCACACCACAGGGUCCCGGGAUAAGUGAAUCCUCUCUUGGAUCUCUUUAAAACCUUGUCCCGCAGCGCUGAGUCAUUGCUCUCUUCCAUCUCCAACUUUCCGGUGCGCAAAGACCUUUCUCUGAACUCCCUGCACGCCAGUUUAGCUUCCUCCAUGUGCGUAAAGCGCGUAUCCACUCGCUGCUCGGUUCUCUGCUCUUUCUGUCCCAUCCUGCACUCAUGCACGAACGAUUUCACCUGCACUUGGUUGACAGUGAUGGAGCAGUUUAUGAGCUUCCCUGUGGGGCUGACGAAUGAGCGGACAGCCUCAGCUCCGUCUGACACCUGGUAGAGGAAAUUCUCCCUCACGGUUGACAUUUUUGCGCACAAGGUGCCGUUGAGCAUGAAGAACAUUUCUUUACUCUCCUUCUCUGCGUCCAAAGCGCGGCUCAGGAAGUCGCCCAUGACAAAAUUUCUGUCCAGAUAAGACAGAAAGACAAAGAAGACCGACCACAUGAUGCGGCGUGUGGCACUUUCAGCACCACGCGUAAUGGAGACAGCUCCUCGCGGUUUUCCAGCGCCCUCGCGCAGCCCUCCCGGUUUUAAGGCGCGCGCAUGUGGUGUGAUUAUUAAUACGAUAAAUGGCAAAGCUGGGAGGAGUUAGCCGAGUUAACCUCUCGAGAGAGAUUUCCAGCCUGGUUCGAGUAUCUCUGUCACACCGUAUGGACCUACACACUUCAGAGGUUUGCCCUAUAUAUGCUAAACCCACGCGUGGGGGAUAUUUAACUGUUUCACUCAGACCCCAUUAAUCCAUUGACCCUUACUGUAUAUAUUUCACGCACACACUGACAUCAAACGUGCCAGCAGAGGGGAGAGGGUGAACAUGUGGGUGUGGAGAGCAUGAACUCAAGGUCCUUUCAGAGAGAGAGAGAGAGAGCGAGAGAGAGAGAGGGAUAUGAACGAAAGUGACCUCCCAGCCCCCUCAGCUCGGCCCUCCAGAAAGUGGAGAUUUACUUUGGGAACACGCAUAGAGGAGGUUCCUGCUCGCCCCUCUUUCCAUGGUAACAGGCAUGGGGUGAUUGUGCCAACCUAGGAGAUUGGACAUCUUUCAAAUGCCACAGAACAGGCAGUGAAUUGGUGAUGACCUAAAUCACAAUGUGAGGACAAAACUCUUUCAAUGUGGAAUGUGGGAAAGGUUGGCGCUGUCACACGCAAAGCUCACAGACUCAAGUGUGAACUGAUUCAGAGGAAACCCUCCUCGCUCACGACUUUAAACAGCUUACAUGGACUUCAGGAAUUGACCCAAAAAUUAGUCCAACUGCUUCUUACCCACCAUGACCGAUUGGUACUCAAAUCUCUGAUUUAUUCAUGGGUUUCUUGGUUGAUUUCAAUAUCACACCAAUGACAGAAUAAAGCAGGAUGGGAUAUUUUUGUCUUGGCCUCUACAGGACAAGAUCAGCAAAGUGAGAAUGUAUAUUUACGCCUUUGCAGGAGAUGGCAAAAUCAACACAAACAACAAAAUCCUCAUAACAUGGUGUUAAAAACUGUUAACUUUGGACCAUGUGCUGAAGGAACACUGGAGAGACUUAAACUAAACUUAGUGUGAGUACAAAUACUGUUCACAGAGACAUACUGUAUAUAAAUGUGCAAAAUACAACCCACCGGUGUCAGACAAAUCAAGCAGAACUAAAUUACUAUAGGAAAAAAACAACAGUAAAAUCAAGAUUUUGUGUUUUUGUGUGAAAGGAAAUCAAGUCUAAAUGUUUAUGUUCUCUUAUAAAUCCACCUGCACUAAUCCAACAGUGCCAAAAGCAGUUGCAGUGAUGAUGUGCUGUCACAUGAACUCAGUCAGAAAAACUCUGAAAGGUCAAAAUGUCACGCACUGUUGCUUUGUAGUUCUCUGUGUGAGUAAGCGUAACCUCUGUAAAGUUACACGUGAGUUCUGAAAUGAUGCAAAGCAGACAGUCCUCUGCAUCUGUUUCAUCUGUGACUUUCCAAGAAGCAAAGAAAAAACCUCUUGUCAGGUUGGGUUUCUAAUCAGCCCAGUGUUUAGUCACAUGGUUGGUCUUACAGGGAGCUCUAGAGGCGGGGAUCCAGCCUACUCAAGGCACUGAAAGCGGAUUGUUGGAAGGCGGAGAGAAAUGAUGUAAAAUCACCAGAGGCAACAUUCGACCAAACCUUGAGGGAGGAAAAAAAAGUUUCUCAUGAAUUAGAGUGGCCACUAGAGGAGGGGCUUAAUCCUGCUGACCAGAGGAAAGAUGUGGGGUCAGCUAACACACGCACAGAGAAACAGAGAGAGGCUGACUCUUGAUUAAGUAGCUGCUGGGUAAUGCUCAUUCUUUUCACUCUGCUCUACAGACAGACAGACAAGGGGAGAAACAGCGCCCCCUGGGUGAGUUGGGGCGUCACUGACUCAGACAGAGAGGAACAUUUACAGUUGAUUUAUUAGCGUAAAGAGUUAUUCACUGUUUUAACUCUAUAUGACAAGGGGGGAAAAAUCUGAUAAAAAAAUCUCUGUUUCUAAAUUAAUGAAAUAAUCAUUUUAAUUUAGAAAAAGUGAAAUUUUUAAAAAACCACAAGAUCUUCACAUUUUCUUAUAAUUCUGAGACUGACUCAUUAAUUUGUCAGAUUAAUUUAAAAAGUGUUAUUUUGACUAAAGCGAAUGAAAUAGUGUUCACGGCUCUAAGAUUUAUGAUAACAAAGUGUAAGACAGAGCAUGAAAUAGCUUUAAAGUUCCACUCUGAUAGUUUUUUUUUACUACUUAAAGUGUUCUCAGUGGUCUUUAAACUGGACUGGAGGAUGCUGGUGUAGUGUUAGCUUCAGUUCAACUUAAUAUCGACUCAGGCACUACAUGGCCUAACCACAUGACGCAUUAAAAAGCACACAAAGCUAAAUUAAACAAAAACCUUAUCACUAACUUCUUUGCUCGUCCUCUCGCCGUCGUCUUCUGUGCCUCGAUCGUAAAACACCGGCGCAUCACCGUUAUCGGUCCCCUGCAGCUCACUUUCGUUGUGGCUUUUUUAAUUUGUACCCUUUUAUUUUUGCAGAAAGUUACUUUUUUUUAAUUUUUUUAUUUUUUAUUUGCAGCAGUGGCAGUUUUUGGCCACCAUAUAAAACAGAACUGAAAAGCACAGCUACGAGCACAGAAAGCAGUUGUUUCAGACGGAUACAAAGAGGCUCAGACCUGGUUUUAAACCCAAGACCCUUUGAUUGUGAGGCAGCAGCUUUCCCCACUUCACUUCAUAUUAGGCUGACAGUACUUGCUUUUGUAGCUGCUUUUUACUUAAUUUUCUAAGUGAUAAAGUUUAAUACCACGGGUUAGCAUAGAUGUGAGUUGAGGCCUCUUUUUUAGGCUCACAGAUGUGUCUCUAUCCUGAUCUUGAGCCAACCCACAAUCUUUUCAUUAAGAGGCAGCAGCUUUCAUCACUGCACUACAGGUUAGCCUGUUAUAACUUGCUUUUCUGAUUUCUUCCACUUUCUUUGAAAAACUGAUUAGCUUUUUACGAAACACAUCAGAGACACAUCAGGUACGGCUGUGGGAAAGUACGGCCUGUGGUUACACAAAGAUGAGGAGAGCACUCAGCUUGAAACCUGUUGCAGAAAACUUGAGUGAAACUUAAUAUCAGAUCAUUUAAUAACCGCAACAGACUGAGAACUGGAGGAUGUGGAGUGAAUACGGUGAAAAGGUUUGGUUGUGAUUGCAACCUGAGCUGGUUUGAACGCCUUUUCUCAAGACGAAGGCCAAAGACCUUCCUCUGUCCAGCAUGGAGAACAACAACAUCAGGUGUGCACCCUGGGUAAAAUUAACAUUUUCAGAGGAUCGGUGUUACACUUUUCCAUUGAUCACAUGCAGUCAGCUGAAAUUUUUUUUUAACUUUUUGCACGUGUAUUUUUGUGCUUUUGUUUCAAUCCAGGGCUUUUGUAUCUCACAGAAAGGACCUGUUUAUUUUUAGAGACUGGUCAGAUCCAAUUGUUCUUGAAAUAAAUGAAAAAUUAAAGAAAAUAAGCUGUGACAAUUUCUGUAUUAUUUUUGUGUGAUGCAUUAUCUUUGUUUUCAGAUGAAUACAGAGGCUGUCAUGUAAAUGUUGGUCCAUCGACCAAUCAGAAGCUGUGUCUGCAAUCAGCUGACCUAUAAAGAUCCAGAGCAGCUUAAAACAGAGUCAGCCUGCACUCAGUCUAGAAAUAUACUAAGAUAGAACUGUUUUGAUAGAACUUUUUAAAAACUUAUUCUGUUUAAAUCUAUACUUCAUUAUCAUUAUUAUUUUCCUUAAAAAACAGACUAUAUUUAAAAUACUAAUAACCUAAGUUUAAUUAUAUUUCUUUCUCAUUUUGUUUAUUAAAUGUUUUCAUCUUAGUAUUAAGUUUAAUUUCACUUUUCCUUCUCAAGUUUUAAAAAAUUAAUCUGAUCACUAACUCAAUGACUGAUAUUAUCCAUUCCCUUUCUUCUUCUUGUUUAAUAUUUAGUGUCAUUUUGAGAGCUGUCAUUUGUCUCAGUGCUGUGUAAUGUUAUUUAUGGCUCCCUCCCACCCACCAGCAGCCCCGUGUGAACUUUAUACGGGGUACUCUCACACUCAUCUGCAGCCCAGACCAUUCACCACAGUUUCUCCCUCUCACAGUGCAGACACGAGUUGCUGCAAAUGGACGCUUUGGAGCUUCCUGCAGACAGGCAUAGAGGAUGGUACCUAUCUCUGAUGGCACCAAACACUAAAGGACCAACGUUCGCUUGGCUUGACCCCUCCAGACUCUACUGCAACUCCAAGGUUUGAUCAGCUGUACUUCAUUCAAAGACUUUUUAGCUGUAAAAACUUAUUUUCUAACUGCAGCAACACAUUAACUGUGUGUAUUUUCAGGCUCUUGAAGACUGUGUCAAAGACCUGAUCAGUCCAUUUCUAAAUGACACCAUUGACCUGGUUGCCGGGAUAGAUGCAAUGGGGUUCAUUCUAGGUAAGAAACAGUUAACACAGGAGGGAAAAAAUUGGUGAACAGAUUGUACUCUUGUUGUGUAAACUCAUUGUAAACUCACUGAGUUACUCCUCCUGCAUAUGGGUCAGGAAACCUAACUCCUCUUGCAAAGACUCUAAAUUUAGAUAUCCAGCUACUCUAAACCUUGAUACAUAGCAGUGUAUAAAACUGGCAAGUCAUCCACGGGGUGAACAUGUACACUUUGUAGAUGUGCAGAAAUGUCACUGAUAAGGUUUUUGUUUGUUUUCAGGAGCGUCUGUCGCCACCGUCCUGGGAAAAGGUUUUCUCGCCAUACGCAAAGCAGGACAUCUGUGUGUAGCAACAGACAACCAAAACUACAGUGAUUACACAGGCAAAGAAAAGACUAUGGAAGUAAGGCUGGAUGUGCUAAGACCAGGUUAAUCUUUAUUAUUUUUAUAUUUUUUUUAUUCUGUGGCCCUUAAAUGUGCCAAAUGUCAGCUUAGAAGAUGUGUGUUUACACAGCUGCUGAUGUUAGAGGACUUCAUGACCGGGAGAGCUUCAGCUGACAAGAUCACAUUCAACUUUUAAUGGUGUGUUUGCAGUGACUUUUACAAGAUUAGAUAUCAGUACUGUUGUGUUCACAUAUCUGAUAUUUAGAUUCUAUUUUUCAGAAAUAAAAAAGUAGUCUUUCCUAAAACCCAUGAUAUCAUUAAAAGACCAAAAAAAGCUGAAGAAAUCUGUAUAAAAAGUCACGGCUGUUGGCAGUGAUCUGAGCAGAUAUGACUCUGUAGUGUAAAUCACUUAUUUAGGGUUAGCCUAAAUAACAGCUGAGUCUGUAAACUGAUUUAACCUUAGCACUCAAAAAUAAACCCCAACAUUUACAGCAUCUACCCAUUAAUUGAGAGGAAAUAUUUCUCGACUAUAUGUCCAGCUAUUACUUGCAGCACAACACCCUCUAGUGUUCUCCAUUAGAUGUUACUUUUUGCCACUUCAGCAUCAUUCAAGACAAUACAAAUAUCCUUUUUCAAGUCUUCAAAACAGCAAAUUAUGUAUCUGUUGAAUGUAUCUUGGUCUAUUUUUCUGCUAGAGUGGGAUAAUCCCAAACUUGUUUCUUGUACCUCUGACAUUUUUUACUCAAAACAGUUGCAGCAGCUGUUAAGAUGCAAACUUUGCAUGCUUGUGUACGGCAUUCCUGCUCUAUGUUGUCAUUAAUUCUUUAUUAUGAGAUGGUUAGAGCAAGGUAACACUGCUUAUUUCAUCACAAUGUUUCACUUAUUAACCCUCCUCCUGUGGUUUUGUUUUUAAAUAGUGACAUGAACCACUUUAGUUUAUUUGCAUCAAGACUUUUUGACUUUGUCAGGAACCUCUAUUUCAACAAAAUAAAAAUAAAAAAAAUUAAAUUUACUAAAUUAUAAAACGCUCUUAUUAAAAUUAUGGCACUUGUCGUGUUAUGGUCGCUGUUGACCCGGUUAGAUCAAUAUCUAAUAAUUAGAGUAAAAACUGAAAUCAUAAGUGCACCAUCAGGCACCACACUGACAGUCAGAUCAUCUUCCAGUCAUGUGAGAAAAAUUCUCAUUUUUCCAUGUUUUUCUCUGCACAAAAAACGUCGGGCAUGUCCAGACAUGUGAGAUCAAUUCAGGAUAGAUUUUUGUGUGAGGGGUAAACUGAAAAAGAAAGGUCAAGAGGCCCACUACAAAAACUAUUAUAAGCAAUAUUUUCAUGGAUAAUGAAGCCUAACAAAGUAACCUAGAGAUGAGAACCAACUUGAAUGAUAGAGAAAUUUUUUUAGCGUGAUUUACAACUGAUUUAAGACCCUUAACAUAGUGGGUGCGUAGGAAAAACUUACACAGGAGGAAGGUUAACUUAAUGUCUUGAAAAAUAAGCCUCGUUUUGAAACAGUUGUUAAAUUCUCAGACAUUAGAGGGUGACGUGUGUCUCCUCCCUACAGGUUUGAGAGUGCUUUUAGUGGACCAAUGGAUUGAGACAGGAGGCACAAUGAAGGCUGCCAUCCAGCUGGUGGAGAAGCUAGGAUCCACUGUUGUAGGUCUGUCAGGAUACUUGUGUAAAAACAUCAUCUAGAAUAUCUUCACAUUCAUCUCACAGUCUGUUACCCGCAGGUGUUGCAGCCGUGGCCAUCGAGAACACAGAGGGAGGAAAGUGGAUUAAAGAAAACUACAAAUUUUCUCACUGUAUCCCUGAAGAGCUCCAGAGCCAAAUUGACCAAAAGAGACUCGAUUCCUUCAAACUGUUAAAUAACUGAACCUGAAAAAUGUGAAUUUUACAAAAUGAAAAUGAGAAAAAAAAAGAGUAUGUAGUAACAUGUCAUAAUCUAUGAAGAAAGACUAUUUUAUAUAAACAGUAUUUCAUUUUAAACUGUAACAACCGUCAUGCUUCAGUAACACAGAGCUGCUGAAAUCCAACAACCUGCCUUUACACUUCUAAAUUUGAGCCUCGAGUGCAAACAAGACUGUACAGAUUGAAUUUUUCAGAGUCAGAGAUGUUCACCAGUGCUAUUGUUUGAACAUCACACCAAAGAAUACUGACAGUUAGCAGACCAUAAGGAAAUAUGUUUAUCUAUAUAAGACAAAAUAACACUGAACAGGAAUUAUUUACCCCACUUUUAAAGCUCUUAUGUGGAGUUUUCUGUCUAGGCUCAAUUCUGGCGCCACUCUACUUGUUCUGCACAUGCCUAUCAAGUGUUUUCUUUUCACAACAGUCAAAUGUAUCACCCCUUUGAAUAUUUGCUGUGGGACUUCUUUAGUAUAGUUUUCAACGUCUCAUUUGACACCUAUCCCCUUCACAGUGGCUUUAAAAACUACAUUAUUGAUAUCAUCAGUCUCAGUCUAGAUGGACUAAUUUCCUUUUAUAGAUCAUGUAAAGGCCCGAGUGUUGAUUUGAGUCUGUUUCCUCUCCAGUUGAAAACCACUUACAGGAGUUUAAAAGGUCACUUGCUGUCAUCACUCUCCUUGAACCGUUGUUUGUUUACUCUAAGCUGUAAACUACUGCAAACAUUAAUUUCAAUCAUAGUUUUUGCUCAGCAAACUUUGAUUACAAUACAGUUUAUCCAAAAACACAGGUCAUUUAAAAAAAUCAAACAUUGCAUUGUUCUUUUUAAAUACAGCGGUUUAUUUUUGGUUAAGGCUGCAUCGUUGAACACUGGCCGGAUUUCUGAUUUUUUUCAUAAAGAGCUAAGAGGCUGCAGAGAUGAUUUAAAACUGUUGUGUCAACUAACAAUAGAGCACUGUUAAAAUACAAAAAAAUAUCUUUGCUCUUCUUGAUUUUUUUCCCUUGCAUUUUUCAAUAUUAAAUCUUCUUUUAACAUCAGUGAUUAUCAGAACAUGUUCCAUAUCAUUUAAAUAAGUCUGAAUGACCCCCCCCCCCACCCCUUUUGUCAAGUAACACAAACAAUACUGUGAUUACAGCACAAAGCAUUCUUAAUGGAUUUGUACUACAAAAUGCGACACUACAAAAGGCAUCUUCCUAACUCAGUCAAUCAUGUAGCUAUAAACAAAGAGCACUUAGUACCUACUGAGCAAACAAUAAAGAAAGAAAGAAAAGUUGAAAUUUUCAUGUUAAACUAUUGCUUAAAAUCUGGAGAUCAUGAACCCAACAAGAGGUUAAACCAACAAACAUACCAAGUUUGUGUGGUGAUGUCAAAAAUACAUUUCUGCUUAAAAAACUCAGUUUAUGUUCCCAAACUUUGCUUGAAUUCGCCUUUUUUGUGUGUCCCUUUUGCAUAUUUUGUACUGCUAAGAGAUGAGUUAGGAGCAUCUGAUCAACAGACAUAGAAAUGAGACCAAGUACCAAUAAAACCAGAGCCUGAAAACUCAAAA
Molecule: messenger RNA, 16063 nt
Organism: Xyrichtys novacula (pearly razorfish)
Lineage: Eukaryota; Metazoa; Chordata; Actinopteri; Labriformes; Labridae
Source: the annotation of a GenBank genome assembly